AUGAUUGAUGAUAAAUCUAAGGUUUGGCUAAUUGAAACAAACACAAAUCCUUGUCUGGAAUGUUUAGGCCCUCUCUUACCUAAAUUAAUCCCUUAAUUAAUAGAAGAUCUUUUUAAACUUAUAUUAGACCCACUUUAUCCUCCUCCUUAAUUUUUUACUCUAAAAAGUUUAUAUAUGAUUAAUUUGAAAAUAAAUUUGAAUUAAUAUUUGAUUAGACAAUGCUGGAUGUACCACAAAUAUUCACUUUAAACUUAAUAGAUGAGCAAUGAUUUAUUUAUAAUAUUUAACUAAUCUAUCAAAAUUAUUAAGAAAAAAUCUAAGUAUAACAAUUUUAUAGAGAAUUGUAUCAAAAGACAAAUAAAUAAUUUAAUGCCUAAUCAAAAAAUUAUUUUACUUUAUAUUGAAUUUAUUGUUUAUCAUAAUAUGCAAUUUGAAACACCUUCUUAACUCAAAUAUGUUAUAAAAAGUAGAUUAAUAAUACCUUUAGAUCUGAUUAAUUAAAUGCAUUUUUUGAUCUUAUCACAAUAUUUCAGAGUUGUAUUGGUUACUUAAUUAAAAGAAGCCAAAAGAGAAUGCUUGAUUUUUUAUUAUUUAGAACCAUUUAUUGUUUAUAAUAAAUCAUCAUUUUAAAAUAAGAAUAAUAUGGUAUCAAUAAAAGCUAUGUCCUAUUUGCAAUAUGUAAUUCUAAAUGAAGAAAGCUUUACAAAAAGGAAGAUGUAUCAGGAUUGA
This is a messenger RNA of Paramecium tetraurelia, 729 nucleotides long. RefSeq lists its product as uncharacterized. The record is from RefSeq and is a predicted model, not a curated record. The transcript has a single exon. Gene Ontology annotation, biological process: protein modification process. NCBI's taxonomy places the organism in Eukaryota, Ciliophora, Oligohymenophorea, Peniculida, Parameciidae.